This is a messenger RNA of Rotaria sp. Silwood2, 297 nucleotides long. The record is from the annotation of a GenBank genome assembly. Lineage: Eukaryota; Metazoa; Rotifera; Eurotatoria; Philodinida; Philodinidae.
AUGCCACCUGAAGUAUGUCAAAUACAAAAUGGACAAUAUUCUCGUCAAGGUCGAGCAUCGGAUAUUUGGGCACUUGGUGUUCUUUUAUUUGAAAUGAUCUUUGGUUAUCGACCAUUUGAACAUGUUCAAGAUAAUUAUGAUAAAAUGUCUUAUAUAGCUCGAUUAGCACAAAAUCCAAUUAUCCCACCUAUAACUAAUAAUAAUUUACGUGAUGCACUACAACAAUGUUUACAAAUAAAUCCAAUUCAUCGUCCAAGUGCAGAACAAUUAUUACAACAUCCUUUUUUUAGCAAUUGA